Messenger RNA from Doryrhamphus excisus (bluestripe pipefish), 2783 nucleotides. NCBI's taxonomy places the organism in Eukaryota, Metazoa, Chordata, Actinopteri, Syngnathiformes, Syngnathidae. The record is from RefSeq and is a predicted model, not a curated record.
CUGGGGGUGGGGGGUGGGGAGAUAACUCACCGGGAAAGUCCAUGGCGGUGUCCGCAUUGCUCACACCAUCCGUGCGCCUCGGUCCGUUAAUUGGAAACGAGGCUCUUAUUUGAGGAUCCACGCCACUUAUCCGGUCACGACGGGGGAAGCGGUCUCAGUAAGGAAGCCCAGACUUCCUGGUCUGCGGCCACCUCUUCCAGUUCCACUGGGGGGGACACGAGGCAUUCCCCCGGCAACGGAGGUGUUCCGAAAGUUAAGUGGUCUCAACACAGUGUCAAGAGGAUCUCCUGGACCCCAGUACAAUGUACAAAAAGUAUAAAAACACAAAGUUACCUUAUUUAGCAUUUGGUAUUUCUCCAAGGAUGAGUGUGUUUGAAAGCUGUCAUUUAAUAGCAAGCACUUAGCACCACUGUUUCUCUGGAGAAGAUGUCAAUGGUUCACAGACAAGCAUCUGGUCCAGUUCUGCUGCUGUCAGGAAUGAACACAAAAUUUGAUGUGAGCGGCAGGAAGGAAGUGACUCUGGAAAAGUGGUGGGAAAUAGUAAACCUGUUCCCACAUGAGCUGUGAUGGCUUCACUGCUGUUCUCCUCACUGGAGGAGCUCAUGUCACAGCAUGUGGCUCCCUCUAUGGGCUGGUAGCUGAUAAGCACAUUGUAAUCGUUUGUCAACGAAGGCCCAGUCUGAAUGUGGACGCUUGGAAGAAGGAUUUUUUGUGGAGGUCACUGGCUUUGGUGCUUUAUCCUCAGUGGUCCUGAAGUUUACUGUCAUCUCCACAGACACGAGCCGAUUCAGUUCCAGGUUGUCCUGACCGCACCAGGAAACCUGCUGGUCGACCUCAAGUGCAUAAGUACUUCGGUACGAGGUAUAUUAUUUAAAAAAACAAACAAACAAAAAAAAACCUUAAACUGUAUUAUGGAAAGCAGGAAGUGAACAAAUGUAACAGUUACUGAUUGUAAAAGUACCAGAUGGAGGGAUAGGAUUUAAUAAGCUUUGCUUCUUCCUACUCCUUUUGGACAUGAACUGGGAACUGAAAUCUACAAACAAGAUCCCGGCACAUGUCCCCGCAGAGUUGUUGACGUGUUGCAGAAUGUCAUGCAGCUCCGCGUACGCUGCAUCCUCGACGCAUCUGUUUGGCUGGUAAGCAAACUGCAUUGGAUCCAGCAGCCUAUAAAUGCCUUCCAGGUGGUCCAACGGCAGGUAGGCACCAGAUUUUAUUGGUGGAGGUUGAAGCUGUGAGUGAGGUGGGGGUUGGGUGUGAAAACCUGCAGUACAACUCUUUCAGGUUGUUGGCUCGUCUUUUGUUCUCCGCUGGUUUGGGGGGCUGUUUCCUGAAGUUGGUGAUGGUCUUCAAACCUUUCCGCACAGUAUCUGUGUCGUUUGCUGAGAAUAUUUAUUUCAAGUUCUUGGAGUAUUGUUUUUGUAUUUACACCACAAUGGUUCCACUGUACAAAGGGUGAAAUUUUGCAUUUCAUGAAUAAUGAAAUUAUAUCAAAAUAAUAUCAUAAUUUCAAAAUAAUUUCAUAAUAGGUGACCGAGCAGAAAAUAUUAAUGUUUACUUCAAUGUGUCAAUGUGGAUUCAAUUUAUUUUGAUCAUUUGAUGCCUGUAUUUGAAAAAUAACAAAACCAUAUUUAAAUUUGCACCUAUUUUGGGGCGCCCUUUUAGAAUUGUCCUUUUUUAAUUUUUUUCAGAAUAUUCCCUGAUUAUUUGUCAAAGACAAAGUCCGUUGGAAAUAAUUUUAAUGGCAGAACAAAUGUGUUGGAGUCGAAGUAAGAACACGGACGAAUUACACAGUUGCACCAAAACAGGAAGUGCAGCGCAAAACCGCGCUAGUUACGCGACGUUAGCUUGUUAGGAGUGACUUUUUCAAUGGACUAUGGCGGAACCUGAUAUCGUGAUUGAUUGGGGAGGGAGUGACGCCCGAGAAGUGGAUGUCUCGGCGAAGAUGACACCUCUUUUGACGAACGUCCACACUGGUCUUCUUCCCCCUCUGGCGGACCCUGUGAGGAUAUCUCUCAGUGAUGGAGACUACCAGUACUACCAUUACGGCUGCGAUGGGCUAGAUGACAGAGGAUGGGGGUGUGGCUACCGCACCAUUCAGACAAUGUCAUCCUGGUUGGGCCACAACUUGAAGGUCCAGAAAAGACCUCCACCGAGCUUCCAGGACAUCCAGCAAGCCUUGGUCUCCAUGAUGGACAAGCCAGGCUCCUUCCUCGGCUCCAAGGAGUGGAUUGGGACAUUUGAAGCAUCACUGGUCCUGGAUUAUUUUUACAACGUCUCCUGUAAAUUAGUGCAUGUCAGAGGUGGAGGGUUGGAGUUGGAGGAUGUUGCCGUUAAAGCGCUCCAUCAGCACUUGGACAAGCAUAGAUGUCCUGUAAUGAUGGGAGGGGACAGGGACAACUCGUCUAAGGGGAUCUUCGGCGUGUGCACUGGGAACAGUGGAAGUUACCUGCUGGUUGUUGACCCCCACUACUAUGGCGGUACACUGGAGAGGGCAGAAGCACAACGCCAAGGCUGGGCGGCAUGGAAAAGCGUGUCGUCUCUGGAUCAGUCGUCUUUUUAUAAUCUCUGUUUGCCUCAGACUGGCACAAAAGUCACUUAAAUAUGUGUGUCAUAACACCAGUGUUGGUGCCUAAUCUGAAGUAGAACUGCACGAUUCUGCACAAAUGUAAACAAAUGUUUUUUUUUCUUGACAUUCUCUUGGAUGAUUCUAUUCAUGUGCGCAUUGUGUUCAUGGGCAUGUGCCUUUGUUUAAAAUAAAUCACAAUGCUUUUUUAUUACUAUUA